Nothobranchius furzeri (turquoise killifish) is the source of this 5666-nucleotide messenger RNA. RefSeq names its product ADAM metallopeptidase with thrombospondin type 1 motif, 15a (gene adamts15a). Gene Ontology annotation, molecular function: metalloendopeptidase activity; zinc ion binding. NCBI's taxonomy places the organism in Eukaryota, Metazoa, Chordata, Actinopteri, Cyprinodontiformes, Nothobranchiidae. The record is from RefSeq and is a predicted model, not a curated record. Gene Ontology annotation, biological process: proteolysis; extracellular matrix organization.
CACACACACACAACAGCAGAGGUUGUGUUUCCAUAUUUUCACACAUGACGGAAAUACAUAAAGUCCGGAGAAGGCAUCAGUCGGCUCAGUCCUCACAGGUGGAAGAUGGAAACGGGUCAUGACCGGGAGGAGUUUUCUCUAAGUGGACUCGAACAACCGGCGCUGUUUUAGGACUCUGCUCUUUGGAUUAUGCUCUCCAUCCUGAUCUGUGGGUUUUACCGCCGAUCUUAGAUUAGAUUCAUUUGGACGCCGCUCUUUGCUGAAUGCAAACAUCGUCAUGUUUGUCAGAACAACCUUCCUCCUCUACUUUGUGCUGUCACUCUUGACGUUGACUUGUAGCAUGGAAAGUGAGAUUUGCUUUCCGAUAAGACUGGAUCACAGCGGCAGGAGGGAUUCUGACAACGACGUAGACACCAGUGAUAGAAAAUUAGCCAUAAAGUUAAAAGCUUUUCAGCAGGAAUUAGUCAUUGAUUUGCAGCAAGAUUCCAAUUUUAUUGCGCCUUCCUUCUCUAGCGAAGACGCGUUUUGGCUUCCUGGCGCCAGCGGCGACCUGAGCCGGUGUUUUUACGCAGGAUACGUAAACGGUGACCCAAACUCUUAUGCGGCUUUGAGUCUCUGCAAAGGAUUAAACGGUGCGUUUGGCUUUCAAGGCUGGGAAUAUUUCAUCAGCCCCGUGCGAAAUGACACCCGGGGCGCGCAGGCUGCGCACACCAUCCGGCGCAGAACCAGCCACAAUCUCAAGCGUAGCGCGACAUCUAGGUGCGCGGUGGACACCGAUUUGAGUCUCUCAGUUGCGCAAUCGCUGGAGAAAUACAAGCAGCUGAAGGACUACAACAAUGUAACAGAAACAAUGCUGCAGAAGAUGAAGAUGGGGAGAGCCAAAAGGUUCGCCUCGGUGCCCAGAUACGUGGAGACGCUCGUGGUGGCGGACGAGUCCAUGGCGCAGUUCCACGGAGAUGACCUGAAGCACUACCUCCUGACCCUGAUGUCGGUGGCAGCGAGGCUCUACAGGCACCCGACCAUUCUGAACUCCAUCAGCAUCACAGUCGUGAAGAUCAUGAUCAUAUCCGAAGAAGACAAAGGACCGAAGGUGUCUGGGAACGCGGCCAUGACGCUUCGGAACUUCUGCACCUGGCAGAAAAAGAUGAACAAAAACAACGACAAGCACCCUGACUACUGGGACACAGCCAUUCUUUUCACUAGACAGGAUCUUUGUGGAGCGUCGACCUGUGACACCCUUGGGAUGGCAGACGUUGGCACCAUGUGUGACCCGAAGAGAAGCUGCUCUGUGAUUGAAGAUGAUGGUCUGCCGUCCGCCUUCACCACUGCUCAUGAGCUUGGACACGUGUUCAACAUGCCACACGACAACGUGAAAGCUUGUGAGGAUGUGUUUGGGAAACUGCAGGAAAACCACAUGAUGUCUCCCACACUCAUUCAGAUCAAUCGCACCAGCCCCUGGUCGCCCUGCAGCGCCGCCAUCAUCACUGAGUUCCUGGAUGGAGGACACGGGGACUGUUUGCUCGACCAGCCCCAGAAAACCUUAGCUCUUUCUGAUACUUUGCCUGGAUCAUCUUACAGUCUCAACCGUCAGUGUGAGCUGGCCUUCGGAGAAGGCUCCAAGCCUUGUCCUUUUAUGCAGCCACCAUGCAGUCGGCUGUGGUGCACGGGACAGUCCAGUGGGCACUUGGUGUGUAUGACUCGGCACUUCCCCUGGGCUGACGGGACGCAGUGUGGUGAUGGACAGGUCUGUGACCGCGGGAUCUGCUCCUCCAAAUACGUUCGACGUCUGAAGGUAGAUGGACGAUGGGGAAAGUGGGGUUUGUUUGGUUCCUGUUCUCGUUCCUGUGGAGGAGGUGUACAGCUAUCUAAAAGAGAAUGUAACAACCCAGUUCCAUCAAACGGGGGUAAAUACUGCCAAGGUGUUCGGGUCAAAUAUCGUUCCUGCAACUUGAAUCACUGCCCAGAGACAGCUUUGACUUAUCGUGAGGAGCAGUGUCAGACCUCUGGUAACAGCUUCACCAGCAAUCGCAUCACACACACCGUGGUGUGGGUACCAAAGUACUCUGGAGUCUCCCCGAACGACAGGUGCAAACUCAUCUGCAGGGCCAACGGCACCGGAUACUUCAACGUCCUGGCACCCAAGGUCGUGGAUGGGACUCCAUGCUCACCAGAUUCCACUGGAGUUUGUGUCCAAGGAAAGUGCAUCAAGGCUGGAUGUGAUGGCAAAAUCGGCUCCACCAAAAAGUUUGAUAAAUGUGGAAUCUGUGGAGGUGACAACAAGGGAUGCAAGAAGGUGUCGGGCCUCUUCACUAAGCCUAUGCAUGGCUACAACUUUGUUGUCAUGUUGCCAGCUGGUGCAGCCAACAUAGACAUUCGCCAGCGAGGCUACAAGGGAAUGCUGAGUGAUGACAACUACUUGGCAGUGAAGAACAGCAAUGGCCAUUACCUGCUCAACGGGAAUUACAUUGUUUCAGCUGGAGAGAGGGACAUCCACGUAAAGAACAGCUUGCUGCGCUACAGCGGGACAACCGGCCUCUCAGAGACACUUCAGGCUGCAAAGCCCCUGGGAGAAGUCCUGACCGUUGAGGUGCUCUGUGCAGGCAAACUGACCCCUCCUCGAAUCCGUUACUCCUUCUACCUGCACCGUCAAACCAAGGAAGACAAAACUCUGAAGAAAGAGGAACGUGCAACUUCCCAGAACAGUGUUCUGGUAAAAGAGGGCGGCACUGAAAAAGGAGGAGACACCUUGAAGAGCUCCUACAACAAGGAGGAUUCGGCUCCUGGGAAAUGGAUCUCCACACCUUGGGAAAAGUGCUCAGUGUCUUGCGGGCGUGGUUUCCAGAGAAGGAUGGUGGAGUGUCUAAGACCAGAUGGGAAGCCGGGGCUGGACUGUGAUUCUUCACAAAGACCCUCGGUCAUUAGAGUUUGUGAGGACACUUGUCCUGAGUGGCAUAUUGGGCAGUGGACGCCUUGUUCCAGAACCUGUGGGAAGGGCUUCAAGCGACGACCUCUGCACUGCAAAAACCAGAUGGGGGAUCUUCUCACACGGGAUCUCUGCAGUGGACUUCGUAAACCACAGGAGCUGGACUUCUGUAAUGUAAGGCCUUGUUAACGACCUGAAACUGUAAACUUUAUGUUUUCAAAGGACACAACCGAACCCUCCUUUUUCAUAAAUAUUGUUCUACGCCAUCGCCGCUGGACUGUUUAAGGACAAUGAUGGACAUUGCUUGAAAUCUUAAAGGUGCAGUAUGUAAGAAUAAAGUGAGAAUUGUGCAGUGAGAAAAUCCCAAAGAGUUUAAUGUUUCAGUCAUUGCGGAAGGAAGGUUACACUGAGACAUAUUUCAUAUCCAGCUGGCUGUGGGCAUUUUCAGUUUUUCUCCUUUCAAAACAAAGGAAGGAGGGACGUAACGACUGUUUACCAUCAGUGAGUGUGGGGGGUGCCGUGUCUCCUGUGAGCUAAUACUGCAGCGCCGGCACAAAGCUCCAGAGCUGUUUAAAGUAGUUGCAGUAACCACAUUCUACCACAGGAUGUCAUUUUUACUUCAUUUCUACAUAAUGCACCUUGAAUGUCAGAAUUUAUUUCAGCAUCAUGUUUCGAAAGAGCAGAAAGAGCUUGACGUUAGAAUAAAAACAAGCAUAAACAACAAUAAGUAAAGUUUCUUACAUGGAAAUCAGACUAAUGAAAUCAAAUAAAUGUAAGAAACAAAACAAAUCAACAUGAAAACAAGAAAAACAGGAAUUCUCGAGAGUCUUAAACUGAAGGAUGCAUUUAUAAACAGCUAAUCUACUUCGUUCUGGAAACUAUAUGAUGUUGUAAUAAGUUCACUGUCCAUGCCCCAGGAUCAUUGUCAGAAUAGAUCAGCUGACAAAAUGUUACUACAAUAGUUUUUGUAGCAGCUACCGUUCUCUCAGACUGACAACUGGCACCAUUGUAGGAGCGUCCCUGAAUAUUUUUGUUAAUUCAUAAAAGAAAUGUGAGCAAACUCUAACAUUUCUGCAGAUGCUCUGCAGCAACAAAUGUCUAUAUGCAAAAGCGAUCAGUUACCAUCAGUAAGUCAAGAUGAAAAAUACCAUUUUUGAUGCCUUUUGACAAUGGCGACCACGUUAAACAUGAUUUUCCUCCUGCAGCCAUGACAGAAAUAAAAGCAGAGCAGUUAUUAAUUAUGUUUGAAUACUUCAUCUGAGUCUGUGAGCCCGAUUUUGGGUUUGAAUCGAAACAUGACGUUUGCGUUCAUUAGGACCAGGUCCACUGUCACUGUGGGUUUGGUCCAGCAUUGAUCUUUAAACUAUAACUUUAGGACAUCAAUCAGUGUUUUUGUGCUCGUUUAAAAAAAAACAUCACUUGGUGUAUAAAAAGAAAUGAUUGGUGUCCUUUAUCUGAUGGACCAAAUGUUUGAGCAAUAAUUCAGAUCAACUUGUUUUUAAAUUCUGCUUUUGAAUUAUGCACGGUGCUUGCGCUGGGAAACAAAAAGAUUCAUUUAGUCAGGUGAAAUUUUAACAUGCUAACCAUUUUUAAUGAUUAUUUAUGACUGUAAUCAUUCACUCUGAGUGUUUCGUGCAGGCGGAACAUGAAAAUAGUCUCCUACACCUAUCUGCUGCAUUAACGUCUGAUAGAAAAAAGACAGUGAAAUUCCAGGACUAGAAAAGCCUGACAGAUCUGCGUCACACUAACAUUCACUCACCCAUCUUGACUCACGAUGGGGAAGGCUGUUGGUUUAGCAUCCAGGAAACAGCAGAGAUAGUCUCCGCUAGUAGAAGCUAACCGUUAGCAUUAGCAACUGCACCACACAGCAGAACUUCCCAAAGUUUGAGUUAUUUGUGGAAAUAAAACAUCAACGUUUCAGAGCAAACAGUGGUAAAGAUGCUUUGCUGUUAUCCAAUCAGAAGCGAGAUGUUUAAAUAUCAGGAAAUAAAACUCUAAAUCCUGUGGUGUUCAGCUCACUUCUAGUUCCUGAAACAAGUGCACCGGAGCCUAAUUAUCUAGUAGCUUUCAUUCCUACUAGAGACCACUGCAAAUGUAAAAGAAAUAUGAGUGAAGUAACUUAAUGAAAAGGUUCAAUCAGCUCUCAUCAAGGUUGUUCUGCAGAUUUUUAAAACAUGAUUAACAUCACACCCUAUCAUGCACGCUGUGUUUACUUUUAAAAUCUUGCAUCAACAUGUGAUGAAAACUUCACUGCAGCCACCACCUUGGUCUUAAUCGUUCAUCUUCACGCUUUGUAUUCUUCAGCCAGUUCUGAAGCCUCUUACGUCGAGCCUUUCUGGAACAGUUACUACAGAUAAUUUAUUAUCAGUGAAUCACUAGAGCCCAGAGGAAACAUGCCAUUCCAGAAUAUCUUUAUUCCUGCUGUCUCAAACUGAGCUGUUCUUUCCAUAGUCUUGAUGUAAUGCUGGUAUCCAUUAUCUGCUUGUUUCUGAGAGGCCACAUUAAACAGUUCAGCCCAGAUGGAUCAGUCAUUAGUUCAAAUAGUAUAAGUUUUAUUUUUUUAAAUCAGAUUUUGCAAUUUGUACAGCAAAAGAAAACAAUGACUCAUGAGUUGUACUGUAUACUAUGUAUACAUUUAUUCAGCUCUGUGCAAAAACAAAGUUAUUACUUUUUUACACAAAAAAUUGUAUUUGUCUUUGACUUCUGUAUAUUUAUUCCAAAAUAAAGCAAUUCCCUAAACAAA